GAGACGCACAUGAUAUACUUUUCUUCCUCUUUAAUUCCUUCUUUACUUGUUCCCCAGUCCAACUACCUUCUUCUAACCCCCAUUCUCCCACACCAACCAACCGACAAUGGCGUUAGAAUGGGUGGUUCUAGGCUACACCGCGGCAGCAGAAGCCAUCAUGAUCCUCCUCCUCACCCUCCCAGGCCUCCACUCCCUCCGCAAAGGCCUGAUCGCCGUCACCACCAGCCUCCUAAAACCCUUCCUCUCCGUCAUCCCCUUCUGCCUCUUCCUCUUAGCCGACAUCUACUGGAAGUACGAAACCAGACCUAGCUGCCACACACACGAUUGCUCCCCCUCCGAACACCUCCGCCACCAGAAAUCCAUCAUGAAGAGCCAGCGUAACGCCUUGCUCAUUGCUUCUGCGCUUGUUUUUUACUGGAUUUUGUACUCCGUUACGAAGCUUGUUGUGCGUGUGGAGGAGUUGACUCAGCGGAUUCAGAAGCUGAAGAAUAAGGAGUGAUUUGACUGAGUACGUAUUGUUGUUGAUUAUUGUUCUAAUUGAGGCAUUUGUGUGUUCUAUUACUACUAGUGUUGUUUAAGGCGUUUGUGUAUGAUUAUGUCACUGUGUUUGAACAAAUAACGAAUCGAUACGUAUGGAUGAUUAGGUUUUGUUGAUUUAACUACUUAUUGUUGUUGAUUACUGUUGUAAUUGAGGCUUCGUGAAUUGUGCUAGUACUGUUAUGUUAUUGAA
Helianthus annuus (common sunflower) is the source of this 730-nucleotide messenger RNA. RefSeq lists its product as uncharacterized. Gene Ontology annotation, cellular component: endoplasmic reticulum; endoplasmic reticulum membrane. Gene Ontology annotation, biological process: intracellular protein transport; endoplasmic reticulum to Golgi vesicle-mediated transport. NCBI's taxonomy places the organism in Eukaryota, Viridiplantae, Streptophyta, Magnoliopsida, Asterales, Asteraceae. The record is from RefSeq and is a predicted model, not a curated record. The transcript has a single exon. Bases 107 to 499 code for a protein of 130 amino acids.